Messenger RNA from Ipomoea triloba (trilobed morning glory), 1996 nucleotides. RefSeq names its product VAN3-binding protein-like. Lineage: Eukaryota; Viridiplantae; Streptophyta; Magnoliopsida; Solanales; Convolvulaceae. Gene Ontology annotation, biological process: auxin-activated signaling pathway; leaf vascular tissue pattern formation; phloem or xylem histogenesis. The transcript has 7 exons. The record is from RefSeq and is a predicted model, not a curated record. Bases 194 to 1594 code for a protein of 466 amino acids.
CUUUUUGUCUCUCUCUCUCUCCCCUCCUCUCUCUCUCUGUACACACACAAGACUGUUGUGGCUGCACAUUCUGUCUCUCUCACUCUUUGAUCUAUAAAGCAUUCACCCCUCUCCCCAGCCACACUACAUACUUCUCCUCUUCUACCCAAACCCACAUUUUCCCCACGGUCACAGACCCGACCCGUCUACAAAAAUGGACCAGCUCCAUUCCAUGUUCCGGCCGCCGGAGACGCCGAGGGAGCCCAUGGAAUUUCUCUCCCGUUCUUGGAGCGUCUCCGCUCUCGAAAUCUCCAAAGCUCUAGCUCCUCCUCCUCCUCAGAUUCUCGGUAAGAGUUUCGCCGGAAACACUUCCUCCGGCGCCGGUGGCGGUGCCGCCAUCCCGGAGGACAUCAUCGGCGAGUUCGAAGAUGCCGCCGCCGCCGCCGGCAACCCGUUUUCCUUCGCUUCCUCCGAGACUUCUCAGCUCAUCAUGGAAUGCAUUAUGUCUCAGUCUCAGGAUGUUUCACCACGCACGUCUGGCCGCCUCUCACACAGCAGUGGGCCUCUCAAUGGUGGCCAAAGCUGCGGUGGCUCUCUCACUGACAGCCCACCCGUCUCCCCUUCCGAAAUGGAUGACUCAAAGUUUUGUCGCAUAAGCAACCCGCCCUUGAACAACCAAUACAAGGGCGGUGCUACGGUGGCUGUAGCUGCAACCGGGGGUGGGAAGACGGUAGGGAGGUGGUUGAAGGACAGGAAGGAGAAGAAGAAAGAAGAGACGAGGGCCCACAAUGCACAAUUACACGCAGCCAUUUCGGUUGCUGGUGUUGCGGCUGCUGUGGCUGCUAUGGCUGCCGCCACUGCUGCCUCGUCGGGAGCAGGCAAAGACGAGCACGUGGCUAAAACUAAUAUGGCUGUAGCCUCUGCAGCCACCCUCGUGGCUGCUCAGUGCGUUGAAGCGGCCGAAUCAAUGGGAGCUGAGCGGGAGCACCUGGCAUCCGUAGUUAGCUCAGCUGUAAAUGUCCGAUCAGCCGGGGAUAUCAUGACACUCACUGCUGCUGCAGCUACAGCUCUACGUGGUGCAGCUACACUAAAGGCUAGAGCACUAAAGGACGUGUGGAAUAUAGCUGCAGUAAUUCCAGUCGAUAAAAGAACUGGUGGUAGCAAUGGGAGCAAUGGUAGUAAUGGCAGUUCAAGUGGUGAGCUUGCGCCUGAAGAGAACUUUCUCGGGAUUUGCAGCCGGGAAUUGCUUUCCAGAGGUUCUGAGCUACUAAAGCGCACCCGCAAAGGUGAUCUUCAUUGGAAGAUAGUAUCUGUGUAUAUCAACAGAAUGGGUCAGGUGAUGCUAAAAAUGAAGAGCAGACAUGUUGCUGGGACCAUAACGAAAAAGAAAAAGAAUGUGGUGAUCGAGGUCAUGAAAAACCUCCCGGCCUGGCCCGGGCGGCACCUGGUGGAGGGCGGUGACAACUUCCGGUACUUCGCUUUGAAGACCGUCAUGCGGGGGGUAGUCGAAUUUGAGUGUCGGGACCAAAGGGAGCACGAUGUUUGGACUCAAGGCGUGUCGAGGCUGUUGGCAAUUGCAGCCGAGAGGAACAACAACAGGAACAACGUAUAUUGAACAAUCAAAAAUACUACUUAGAUUAUGGUAUUAGCGGAAUUAAGUAUAUCGUCCCACAAGUUUUAGCUAAUCUUAUAAUGUUGAAAAUUGGGUUGGGGUUGUUUUCUACUUUUGAUUUCCAGGUGUUGCUAAUGUAAAAAGGAUGUAAGGUUUAUCACAAAAGGGUCUACUUUGCUUUGGAGAUUGUAGUUUUUGGCUUUUGUUUUUGUUUUUUUGAUCUGCUAAAGUAAAGUGAAUGCCCUAAGUAAAGCAAGAAAACCAUGUGAGAUAUGUCUGUGUUUUUAAUAUUUGUGGUGUAAGAAAAGGAGGAUCUUGGACUGACUGUUCAGUCAAAAAGAAGGGGUAAGGAUCCCUGUUCUGGCUGGCUAUAAUAUAUUCUUGAAGAUAAAGACAUGCACUUAA